GCAACAAGUACCAACUGACAGUCUUCCUCCUCCAGGAUGCAGAGAAGCGCACCCCGCUGCACGCGGCGGCCUUCCUGGGCGAUGCCGAGAUCACGGAGCUCCUCAUCCUCUCUGGGGCUCGGGUCAAUGCCAAAGAUAAUAUGUGGCUCACCCCUCCAUCGUGUGUGGCAUCUCGGACGCGAGGAGGCCGUGCGAGUUUUGAUCCGCCACUCGGCCGACGUGAACGCGCGGGACAAGAACUGGCAGACGCCGCUGCACGUGGCUGCAGCCAAUAACGCGCUGCGAUGCGCCGAGGUCAUCAUCCCGCUGCUGAGUAGCGUCAACGUGUCGGACCGCGGCGGACGCACCGCCCUGCAUCACGCCGCCCUCAACGGCCACACCGAGAUGGUGAACCUCCUCCUCGCGAAAGGAGCCAACAUCAACGCCUUUGAUAAGAAAGACGGCCGGGCUCUGCACUGGGCAGCUUUCAUGGGACACUUGGAUGUGGUUUGUCUGCUGGUGAGUGAGGGGGCGGAAACCAGCUGUAAGGACAAACGGGGAUACACCCCCCUCCACGCGGCGGCCUCCGGUGGGCAGAUCGCCGUGGUCAAACACCUGCUGAACCUAGCUGUGGAGAUAGAUGAGUCCAAUGCAUUUGGGAACACGGCGCUCCACGUGGCGUGUUUUAACGGUCAGGACGCCGUUGUCAGUGAGCUGAUCGAUUACGGUGCCAACGUCAGCCAGGCUAACAACAAGGGCUUCACCCCGCUGCACUUUGCCGCCGCCUCCACACACGGAGCUCUCUGUCUGGAGUUCCUGGUCAACAACGGGGCGGACGUCAACGUACAGAGUCGUGACGGGAAGAGUCCGCUUCACAUGACGGCAGUUCACGGACGCUUCACUCGCUCCCAGACCCUGAUCCAGAACGGUGGGGAGAUCGACAGCGUGGACAAGGACGGCAACACGCCUCUCCACAUCGCUGCCCGUUACGGCCAUGAGCUCCUCAUCAACACGCUCAUCACCAGCGGAGCAGACUGCACAAAACGAGGAGUCCACGACAUGUUCCCCCUCCACCUGGCGGCCUUGAACGCCCACGCGGACUGCUGCAGGAAGCUUCUCUCCUCAGGCUUCCAGAUAGACACUCCUGACAGCCUGGGGAGGACCUGCCUGCACGCCGCUGCUGCCGGAGGGAAUGUCGAGUGUGUCAAGUUACUUCUGAGCAGCGGUGGAGACCACAACAGGAGGGAUAAGUGCGGCAGGACUCCCCUCCACUAUGCAGCCGCCAGCCGCCACUACCAGUGUCUGGAGACUCUGGUUGCUUGUGGCACCGCCAUUAACGCCACUGACCAGUGGGGGCGCUCUGCGCUGCACUACGCCGCUGCCUCGGACCUGGACAGAAGGCGGCGUGUUGCUCUGGAGCCGGAGAGCGAUGGAGUUCAGGCAGAGAGGGAGAAAGAGGCAGCGCUAUGUUUAGAGUUCCUGCUGCAGAGCGGAGCCACGGCCUCGCUGAAAGACAAACAGGGCUACAGUCCCGUCCACUACGCCGCGGCCUACGGACACAGGCACUGUCUGGAGCGGCUGCUGGACAGAGACGACGGUCACCAAGACGACCCUGAAUCUCCAAACCCUCGGAGCCCGCUGCACCUCGCUGCGUACCACGGCCACGCCCAGGCCCUGGAGGUCUUGCUGCAGGGGGAGGGGGAGGUGGACCAGGGAGACGAGGUGGGGAGGACGCCCCUGGCCCUGGCCGCCCUGCGGGGCCACACUGAAUGCGUUCACACCCUCCUCAGCAAGGGGGCGUCGCCACGCGCCACAGACACCCAGUACGGACGCAACCCGGUCCACCUGGCAGUGAUGAACGGCCAUACGACGUGUGUGCGCCUCCUGCUGGACGACUCGGACAGUGCAGACCUGGUAGACGCUGAUGACUCUCAGGGACAGACUCCUCUGAUGCUGGCGGUGGCGGGGGGGCACGUGGACGCUGUGUCGCUGCUGCUGGAGCGGGAAGCCAACGUGAACCUGGCGAGUAACCACGGCCUCACUGCGCUGCACCUCGGGCUGCUGUGUGGUCAGGAGGAGUGUAUCCAGUGUCUGUUGGAGCAAGAAGCUUCCAUUUUGCUGGGUGACUCUCGGGGUCGUACCGCCAUCCACCUGGCGGCCGCCCGCGGCCACGCCUCGUGGCUCUGCGAGCUGCUGAGCAUCGCCGGGUCCGAGCCCCCGUCCCUCCCCCCGCUGAGGGACCACAGCGGCUACACACCGCUGCACUGGGCCUGCUACUAUGGUCAUGAGGGGUGUGUGGAGGUUCUGCUGGAGCAGAAAGGUUGUCGCUGUAUUGACGGGAACCCGUUCACCCCGCUGCACUGUGCUGUGGUCAACGAUCAUGAGCCGUGUGCAUCGCUGCUGCUGGAGGCGAUGGGCUCGGACAUCGCUGGCUGCAAAGACGCCAAGGACAGGACUCCUCUUCACGCUGCAGCGUUCUCGGGUCACGUCGACUGCGUCCAGCUGCUCCUGUCCCACGAUGCACCUGUCGAUACUGUGGACCAAUCGGGUCGCGACGCGCUGAUGAUGGCGGCCGAGAAGGGCCGAGCCGGAGCCCUCGAGGUGCUGUUGACCAGCACCAGCGCCAACCUCAGUCUGAGGGACAAAGACGGCAACACCGCCCUGCAUCUAGCCUGCAGCAACGGAAAGGAAGACUGUGUGAUGCUGAUCCUGGAGAAGCUGUCGGACACGACGCUCAUAAACGCCACAAAUGCAGCGCUGCAAACUCCUCUCCACCUGGCGGCCCGUAGCGGUCUGAAGAAGGCGGUCCAGGAGCUGCUGUCCCGAGGAGCCAGCGUUCAGACGGUGGAUGAGAACGGUAGGGUGAACCUGGUCCUGUACCCCCUCCACGUCAGUGUACCCCCCCAUGUACCCCCUCCAUGUACCCCCUCCACGUCAUCGUACGCCCCUUCCACGUCUCGUAACCCCCCCAUGUACCGGCCCUCAGCUAGGGUGAACCCUCUACGCAGCGUACCCCCUCCAUUCAGCGUACCCCCGUCCACUGUCAGCUUUACCCCCUUCACGUCACGUACCCCCUCCACGUCAGCGUACCCCCCCAUGUCACCCCCUCCCAUUUACCCGUGCUCCUCCAAUUCCCGGCCCUCCCCUUCAUGCUUACCCCCCCUCCCCUUCAAUCGUACCUCCCCUCCCCCUUUACCACCCCCUCCCUGUCCCCAACCACCUCCACUCAAUCGUGUACCGCCCUCCACCGUACCCCUCCACUUCACGUACCCAGCCUCCACGUCCAUGCGUACCCCCCUCCACUUCCGUCGUUUCCCCCCCCAUGUACCCCCCUCCCUGUACCACCCUCCGACGGGUCCACGUGUCCCCCUCCCGCCGUACCCCUCCACGUCAGCGUACGCCCCCAUGUACCCUCCCUCCAUGUACCGGCCCUCCUCGCUCCACUCACCGUACCCCCCCAUUUAUCCCCUCCAUGGAAACCCUCCUCGCACUUCGCGUAGCCCCUACCACGUCAUCGUACCCCCCCAUUACCACACCAGGCCGUCCGAUGUCCUGGUACCGGGUGUCAGGUUCCGAUUGAACGGCCUGCUCUGCGCUUCAGGCUCUAGACAGAGCGGUGUCUUGUACUGUCUGGCUCUCAUUCUGGCUAAACCAUGA
This is a messenger RNA of Etheostoma spectabile (orangethroat darter), 3636 nucleotides long. RefSeq names its product ankyrin repeat domain 44 (gene ankrd44). Bases 37 to 3636 code for a protein of 1199 amino acids. The record is from RefSeq and is a predicted model, not a curated record. The transcript has 31 exons. Gene Ontology annotation, molecular function: protein binding. Lineage: Eukaryota; Metazoa; Chordata; Actinopteri; Perciformes; Percidae.